Penicillium cinerascens is the source of this 2124-nucleotide messenger RNA. RefSeq names its product putative AMP-binding enzyme. The coding region runs from base 1 to 2124 and encodes 707 amino acids. Gene Ontology annotation, biological process: long-chain fatty acid metabolic process. Lineage: Eukaryota; Fungi; Ascomycota; Eurotiomycetes; Eurotiales; Aspergillaceae. The transcript is spliced from 4 exons. Gene Ontology annotation, molecular function: long-chain fatty acid-CoA ligase activity. The record is from RefSeq and is a predicted model, not a curated record. Gene Ontology annotation, cellular component: endoplasmic reticulum; membrane.
AUGUUCUUUUCACAACCCGCCCAUCUCGCUAAGGCGGAAGAGCUCAAGCAGGAGCCUCCCAAGGGCACUCCCUACUCGGUCGCAAUCCCCGGCACCGAGCAGCCUGGCCGAAGCCGUGUCUAUCGGGGAUGGAAUACACAGAAGGAGCUGCUGAAGACUCUGGAUCCUCAGGUUCUCACUGCCCAUGACAUGUUCGAGUCGACCGCCAACCGCCAGCCCAAGAACCACUGCCUCGGCUGGCGCCCAUUCAACCCCACCACCAAGACCUUCGACCCGUACCAGUGGCUUACAUACGAGACGGUGCAGAAGCGCCGUGCGGAUUUCGGUGCCGGUCUGGUGGAACUGCACCACAAGCACAACUGCCAUCGCCCUGGCCAGUACGGUAUUGGUCUUUGGUGCCAGAACCGCCCCGAGUGGCAAAUCACUGAUUUGGCAUGCAUGUCUCAGGGUCUCUUCUCUGUCUCUAUCUACGAUGUCCUGGCCGCGGACGCCACCGAAUACAUCAUUAACCAUGCGGAGCUGAACUGUGUUGUGACCUCUCUGCCUCACAUUCCCACUCUCUUGAAGCUCAAGUCGUCCCUGCCCAAUCUGAAGAUGAUUGUCAGCUUGGACCCGCUCGACGGUGGUGACCAGGAUGGCCACUCGAAGCGUGCUCUGCUGGAGUCCGUGGCUGCUGGCUUGGACGUCGCUAUCUACAGCAUUGACCAGGUCGAGGCUCUGGGAGAGGCCUCAAAGCGCGGCUACAACCUUCCCUCGCCCGAGGACACCGUCACUAUCAACUAUACCUCUGGUACCACCGGUCCUCCCAAGGGUGUAGUUUUGACCCAUCGGGCCGCCGUAGCGGCCACUUCGGCCGGUCUCACCACCAUUGGCCAGGCUCGUGGUGACACAAUGUGCUCUUAUCUUCCGUUGGCUCACAUUUACGCUCGCCUGGCAGAGCACACUGCCUUCUGGGGUGGUGCCCGUAUUGGUUACUUCCACGGCAACAUCGUGGAGCUGGUCGAUGAUCUGAAGCUUCUGAAGCCGACUGGCUUCAUGUCAGUUCCGCGUCUUUACAGCCGCUUUGGCACUGCUGUGCGCGCUGCCACUGUCGAGCAGCCUGGUUUCAAGGGUGCUCUGUCCCGACACAUCAUUGCGGCCAAGACUGCCAACCUCAAGAACCCUGACCCCUCCAAGGCUACCAUCCGCCACGCCCUGUAUGACCGCAUCUGGGCCAAGAAGGUUGCUGCUGCUCUCGGUCUCGAGCGGGCCAGGUACAUGGUUUCGGGCUCGGCUCCCCUAGACCCCUCCUUGCACAACUUCCUCCGUAUUGCCACCGGUACCGAUGUCAUUCAGGGCUACGGUCUGACUGAGUCCUAUGCCUGCGGCACCGCUCAGUCGGCCGAGGAUCUGUCUUCUGGCAACUGUGGCCGUCUUGCUCCUUGCACCGAGGCUUGCCUGAUCUCCCUACCCGACAUGGAGUACUCAGUGGAUGACAAGCCCUACCCUCGUGGCGAGCUUCUCCUGCGCGGUACCAACAUGUUCCGCGAGUACUUCAAGAACCCGGAGGAGACUUCCAAGGCCAUGACCGAGGAUGGUUGGUUCCGUACCGGUGACGUUUGCCAGGUGGAUGAGAUGGGCCGCUUCAUCAUCAUCGACCGCCGCAAGAACGUUCUCAAGCUGGCUCAGGGCGAGUACAUUUCCCCCGAGCGCCUGGAGGGUGUCAUCAUGUCCGAGCUUGGUUAUCUCGCCCAGGCCUACGUCCACGGUGACAGCAUGCAGACCUUCCUGGUCGGCGUGUUCGGUGUUGCGCCCGACAUGUUCGCUCCCUUCGCCAGCAAGGUCCUGGGCCGCAACAUCGGUGACACGGAUAUGGAUGCCAUCAAUGCUGCUUUGUCUGACGACAAGAUUCGCAAGGCUGUGCUGCGCGAUCUCGAGCGCGUGGCCAAGAAGCACAAGUUUCAGGGAUACGAGCGUGUUAAGAACGUUUCUCUGAAGCUGGAGCCUUUCACCGUGGAGAACAACCUCCUGACUCCGACUCUCAAACUGAAGCGUCCUCCUACCGUCAAGCUCUACCGCGGCCUCCUGGACCAGCUGUAUGCUCAGGCUUUGGAGGAGGAGUCGGCUCCCCGCGCCAAGCUGUAG